Molecule: messenger RNA, 4683 nt
Organism: Cutaneotrichosporon cavernicola
Lineage: Eukaryota; Fungi; Basidiomycota; Tremellomycetes; Trichosporonales; Trichosporonaceae
Exons: 7
Coding region: 1-4683 (1560 amino acids)
Molecular function (GO): lipid binding
Source: RefSeq, a predicted model, not a curated record
AUGUCCAAGGACAUUCUCGAUGACGGCUCAAGGCUCGAGACGGCGUGGCACGAUGCGCUCAACUCUUCAGUUGCGUACUUUCGUGCACUGCUGUCCAGCUCGUCGUCCUCUGCCUGGAAGCUCGUCUCGGGGCCGCCUCGGCCACCACCCACCUCAGGCUCUGUGCGUGAUGGCAAGGGUCGCUCGGCCUCCCUAGGCCGCAUCACGCCAAGCGACGUGACCAUCCACAGACGCAACGGAAAGGGCGGAGAAGUGUUCCGUGCCGUCGUUGACGUCGACUGCGGAACAGACGUCAACGUCGACACAUUCCGCGGCUGUCUCGCAACACCAGAAACCCGGCCCGUCUGGGACAGCAUGGUAGAUGAGGCGCAACUGCUUAACCUCUUAGACACCCAGACGCGCGUCACAAAGACGAAUUACCGAUUAGGGUGGCCGUCGAGCCCGCGUGACGCAGUGACUAUCUCGCGGACAAUGGUAGACCAGCACACCCUUAUCGACGUCUCAACAUCCCUCCCUCGCUCCCGACAUGAGCCUCCCUAUCUCCGGCCCGCACCUCCGUACGUGCGUGCCCACGUCUCACUUCUAGCGUGGUGCAUCCAGCUCCCUGGUGUCGCCGCACGCACAGUCGACCCACCACUGCCGGAAGGCAAGGCGCGCAUUACGUGCUUCUGGUCAUGGAAUCCGAAGGGGACUUGGGCCGUCGGCGGUGCCGUGCCUCAGCACCUUCCCACCGUCAUCGUCGGCCUGGUCGACUUCGUCCGUGAUGGAAGCGAGAAGAUGCCUUCCCUCCUCAGCUAUGGAGACAGCGUGAUAAUCUCGGACAUGAGCUACGACCCGGCUCGUGUGAUGUUGUCGACGAGCUACAACGUCAUCAAGACGGAUGACAUCGAGGACGGGACGAAGCGCCAACUCGAGUUUGGGAUGUCAUCGACACUCGGCUGGGACGUCCAGAUCCAGGCCAAGAAUCAAAACGGCGAGGACUCGUCGUCCACAAUGUGGAACACAUUUGUGGGACAGCUGCCACCAUUAGUCUCAGGAUCUCCCUCGCCCAAGAGGCUGCUCUUCCGGCUGAACCAUGCGCAGCUGCGAGGGGACGACGAGCGUGUCAUCGUCAAGGUGUCGAUCGAGCAGACCGCUUCGUCACCGACACGCGGUCGAGUGCGCAUCAACGGUACCCCUGUGCCGGUACAGCAGAUGGAGAGCAUAGCUCCGUUGCACUUUACCGCCCUCUUGCAGGAGCCAGAACCGAAAUGGAAACCUGUGGCCGAGUCCAAGGGGGUGUCUGUGCAUCAGCUCAACUCGAUGGACAAGACACUCGUUGUGUAUCGUGCGGAGGCAGUGUUCGUUGGUGUGGGCGUAUGGGAUCUGUUCGCGACAAUCAUCACGCCUGGCACCCAGCCAGUGUGGGACAAGACAUACGAGGAUGCGACACUGCUGGAGGACGUGAGCGAGUUAACAGACGUUUGGCACUUCAAGUCCAAGCCAUCUUGGCCCACUUCCGCACGCGACUCCGUGCUCGUGCGCACGACAUACAAGUCACCUUCGUCCGUCCACAUAUUCGGCUUCUCCACGGAGGACAACGACCUCUUCCCUGUGAUCCCUCCGUGCAUCGACCCUAAUGUGAUCCGAACACAAAUCGACCUACAGGGAUGGUCGAUCGAGGCGCUAUCGCCGAACACAACACAAGUGACUCUUCUUGAGCAGAGCCACCCAGGAGGAUGGUCGAACAAGUCAUCCAUACCGCAGGUCAUGAUGACGGCGUUAGCGGGUAUGGGCGAGUUUGCGAUAAAGCACGGCGCGCCUCCAGUGGUGACACGGCUGGGUGGUGCUAAAGCCGUCUCAUCGCGAUACGACCUCGAGAAGGAGACGUAUCGGAUCGAGUACGAACCCGACGAGGGCCGCAAGUCGGAUUCCUCAUGCACCGCGACGGCGUUCCCUGGGUUAGCAUCGUUACCCGAGAAGAAAGAAUUUGGCGAUGCGGCCACGAUCAGCUCCAAGAUGGUGAACGGCAACGCGUCAGCCGCAAGCACGAUCGAGUGUGGAAUACGCUGCGACCCAGACAAGUGGUCGAACAGCAUCCUCGUGCUCAUCGACCCGCCACCAAAAGGUGUCUCGGCACUCAGGCGUCACCGACUGUCGCCAAGUGGUGGCGGUCUGUGGCUGACCAUCGAGCACGACGCAGCUGUCCUUGGAUCGGACUCGGUAACCCUGACAGUGCGCCGUGGCGCGGCGACGACGGGCGGCAAGACGAGUCUAACGGUCAACGGGUCCAAGCUGAAGAUCGACAACGAGGACUUAUCCGAGGGGGACGUCAAGCAGUUGCAGAAGCAGAAGCGGUCCCGAGCCUCGCGGGCCGCCCUCGACCAGCCGCCUGCAAUGGGGGUGUUGCGCAAGCGACAGAGCAACAUGUCCAUGCGGAGCACGGCGCAGGACGAUGAGUUGCUCAAGACUGCUACACAGUCGUCGUUAUUCGGACGGAUCACCACUCCUUUCUCCAUGCUGUACUCGUCGGCGUCUGAGACUCGCGCAACAUUAGUGCCGAUGGCUGGCCCCACGCCCACACCCGCAUCAGGGAGCACACCAGUGGACGCGGCGAUGCGAGCCCUAUCCCAGCUCACACGUAUUCACGCCGACCGCGAUGGAGAGUCGACUGACCCUUUCGGAUGGCAACCAGUGGCGGAGCGCGACGGGCUCAAGGUUGAGAAGCGCACUGUGAGCCACGUUUCGGACAGCUUCCCAGUCUUUCGCGCAGGGCGGAUCAUCGAGGGCUUCACGGCCGAGGAAGUUUCUGCGUCCGUCUCAGCGUUCCGGAAGACCGAUUACUUUGACAAACCUGAGCGUCUCCAGACGUACGGGUAUGGUAUCACCACGUCGCAUGUGGUCGCGCACACGGCCUUCCCCUUCAGGUCGCGGAGCGCGCUCGUGGCGACGGUUGUCGCUCGCGUACCCGACAGUCCACCGCCCUCGCCUUCAGUGGCCUCGCACGCAUCACUGUCGACCAUCUUCCACGCCUCGUCGUCCAUGUUCGAUUCCGUGACAUUAGGCCUCGAUCCGUCAAAGUAUAACCCGAGCGUGAUGCCGACGUGCAACUUCAUCAUUGAGGGUUGGAUCCUGGAGACGAUCGACCCUUACUCGCACGAGCAGUACGCGAUUCCCUCCACGCGGUGCAUGUACGUCGGCGCGCUUGACUACGGGGGAAACAUACCGGUGUCAGUCAACAACAUGCUGAAUGGGGGUCUGCCGAGAGCACUUCUCCACAUCGAGAAUGCUCUUAAGACCCAAGGCCCGCCGUCACGCUCCCGUUGGCCGACGAUGAGCGUCUCCACGCCCGAUCCGCCUGCGCAGGGUCCAUGGGCGCUGGACGGCAUCGAGGCGUACAAGGUGCCAAUUGACCAGGUCAUCGACGGCGACGACUACGUCAUCACCGUUACCGUACAGCCGCCCACCGGUCGCGACAUCAAGCUCCGCCCAGUACUCUCACACAGUGACAGCAAGAGCUCUAUGGCAAGCAGCCGGUCCCAUUUCGUCGACUACACGGAGGACCUCCGGCGUGGGCGGCGGGACUUGAUCGUCGCCGAGAUCGAUGUGGCUGCCGAGCUGGUGAAGAACGGAUGCGAAAUUGCCAUUCGCGCCGUCUCCCUGCCAGAAGCGUACCAUGGGCCUGGGGGUUCCGACGCGAGCGUCUUACCGCUCGACUACCCCGGUGACAAGCUCGGCAUGCCGUUCAAGUGCUCCGUGAUCUCGUUAGCGCCCUCCGUCCUCCAGACCGCGAGCCUCGACCCAACCUCCCAGACGCGGCACAUGCUCCGCGUGACCCUUCCGACGUCGGGCUACGAGGCGCCCGUCAACGAUCCGCUGACGGGCAAGACGGCCCCGCUCCCACGGCCCCGUUGGUUACUCGAUCUGAUCAACGAUGGAGCCGUUGUGCAAGUGCGCCUACUGCCCCGCCGCUCCGACCCACCAGCCUACAUGUUCGAGGGCACCGAGCUGUCUGUCGAGGACGAACGGAAGAGCCUGCGACACAAGGAGCCUAUCAAGCUCAAGCUCCCGCAGGUGGUCAAUGCGCCCGGUGCAGUGUCUCUCGACAAACCGCUCGCCAUCGCGCGGCAGUACCUUCCUGAUACGCCGCCAGCUCCUGCGCCACAGCCCGAGGGGGACUCUGACACAAACAGCCUCGACACGAAGACCCCAACGAACGAGCGCGCCGAGCUGCCUCCAGAGAAGAAGGAGGAACUGGCGCCGGAGCCCAAUCCGAAGGUGAUCCCGCCUGCGCCGGCACCUCGGUACACAUUCUGGCGGCUACCGAUGAAGUUCAGCGCUUCCGCGCCAGCCUCGAAGCACGCAUCGCCCGUCCGUAUGCCUGCCCCGCUACCAAGCGAGCGCGCGUCCCCAGCACCGAAGAGUUCACUUGCCCUCGAGCCGAUCACUGAGGCGGCCCCAAGUGUCGCGGAGCGCCUGACUGUCCCUGUGCCCCUUCCGGCGGUUAUCAUCGCCUGUCUCAUCUGCUUGUUGCUUGGGAGUCUGUUGCGCUCCCUCCUCAGUGAAGCGGACUUUGUCAUCUACCCGCCUUCGGGAACUGCACCGCCCGAAGGAGAAGUAUGGCGAGAGCUUAAGCGGCUCGGCGAGUGGCGGAUUGGAUGGAACACCGACUUGAUCGUGGCGCUGGCGCGGCGGCGCGAGUAG